Molecule: messenger RNA, 180 nt
Organism: Auxenochlorella protothecoides
Lineage: Eukaryota; Viridiplantae; Chlorophyta; Trebouxiophyceae; Chlorellales; Chlorellaceae
Exons: 1
Coding region: 1-180 (59 amino acids)
Source: RefSeq, a predicted model, not a curated record
AUGUUGGCACCCGCCGUCAUGAUGUCCUCCAGUGCGUCGCACACCUGGGAGGGAGUUGGGUGGGGAGGCCGAGUGUCGGAGAGGGAGAGGCGGUCGACAUCCCCGACACCGCCCACCAAUUGCGGCUCCUUCCCUUCUAUCGAGUCCAAACCACAAUUCUCACCUUGUCCUCGUCGAUGA